AUGACUGGAGCUGCCCUCAUGAUCCUGGCAGCCCUUGGAUUCUGCCACACAUUCACAGUUAUUGCUGGUCCUGAUUUGCAAAGAAAUGGACCUCUGACACAUGAAUCAGAAGAGACAGAAACUUUCAUGCCAGCCAUUUGCAGAGCAAUACCUUCUCCCCGGUCCUCAUCCCAGUCAGUUCAUGCUCUUACACCAGCUGACAUCGCAGUGCUUCACACUGUCGGGAUGCCUCUGUCCGAAAGGAAUGAAGCCUCCAGAGUUGUUAGUAGGCUGAGAGAGCUGUUAUCCAUGUUUAAUCCCAAUGUGGUCACUCAGCAUGAGGCUCAGACCUCAUUUAAUCAGAGGACUUCAAUACAAGAGGUUGAUGACCUUUCCUCCUCCAAUCAGGAAGUGACAGACUGGCAGUUAGUGCUGUUGUUUGUCCCUGCGGAUUUAAGAUGUGCCUGUUCACCAGAUGUUGAUGCAAAAGUUAAAACCACAGUUCAGGAGGUGGACACAGCUCUGAACAGGCUGCAGAAUCAGAUGCAUCGCACUUUAGUUCACGUGGUGGUCUGGAGUGGACACCAUCAGAAAGAUGAUUGUUCAUGUGCAAAACCAGGUAUAAACCCAGGACUACAUAAAGCAUUCCUGCUGAAAGCACUACAGGACUCUGUAGGUGAUCUUUUGAAAAAUCCUUCACGGUACAGCAGAGGUGAAGACUUCACAGUUGUCCUGCAGUCUUCUCCAGUUGUUCUUGAAUCCUACCCAUAUUCUGAAAUCUUAGACUCCCAUCUCGAUGAAUUGGCUUUGCAGCUGUGGACUGAUAUGCUCCAGCCGUCAACAGACCAGACUAAAAUGAAAAACAAUCUCAUCAAUGUUCCCUGUCCGACUGAGGAAAGGCCUUUCCUCCGAACAUCCAUAAACUCCCCCAUUGGAAAAGAGGAGGAGGUUGUCAGUAAAGCCUCUGCACCUAUAGAUCCUGUAACGGGUACUGAAGUGCUUUGCAAAGAUCGUACUCCAUCUCCUGUCACACCCUCAUCAGUUCAUAAAGUCAAACCAGGGGAUAUCAAGGUGGUCGCUGCUGUGGGCGACUCUCUGACUGCAGCCAAUGGUGCCGGUGCUAAAGAGGACAACCUAUUAUUGGUGACUUAUCAAUAUAGAGGACUGUCAUGGAGCAUUGGUGGAGAUGGAAACAUUACCACUGUGACAACUCUACCAAACAUCCUGAAGGAGUUUAACCCAAAGGUGACUGGAUUCUCAACGGGCAUCGGGAACCAGGACAGUUCAGGAGCCUUUCUAAAUCAAGCCGUAGCAGGAGCACAGAGUGUUGACAUGGUACCGCAAGUGCGCACUCUAGUGGCCAAAAUGAAAAAUGACUCGCGUAUUGAUUUCAACAAUGACUGGAAAGUGAUCACCAUGUUUAUUGGGGGCAAUGAUAUAUGUGCCUACUGCACAGACAGUGUCCUUUUUUCAGCUAGAAAUGUGGUUCUCCGUAUUAAGGAGGCACUGGACAUACUCCACGCAGAAGUGCCUCGUGCAAUUGUUAAUAUGGUGGAGAUGUUUAAUAUCAUACCCCUGCGGGAAUUGCACCAGGACACAUCUUUGGGUUGUCCCACCUGGAUGGUCAAUAUAAUUUGCCCCUGUGUGCUGAAGCCCCUUGAUGGAUCACAAGAGCUGCAGAAGCUCAGUGAUUUCAACAGAGCUUAUCAGCAUCAUAUGAGAGAGCUGAUUGACUCUGGACGGUAUGACAAACAUGACAACUUCAGCGUGAUACUGCAGCCCUUCUUUAGAGAGGUUAUUGUUCCCAGGUUAGAGGAUGGUCGGCCUGAUCGCUCUUAUUUCGCACCUGAUUGUUUUCACCUCAGCCAGAAAUCUCACACCCUCAUGGCUCGGUCGCUUUGGAACAACAUGUUCGAGCCAGUCGGCAAUAAGACCCACACACAAGACUUCCAAGGUGAUAUUAACCUGAAUUGUCCAUCAGAGAGUAUCCCAUUUAUUCGAACAGCAGCCAACAGCAACUACACCUUUCCAGGUCCUCCAGCAGUAGCUCCAAACAUCACUAACUGGGGCAAGGACUUCUCCUGUACUCCUAUGAGUCCAUCAAACUCUGUGCCCACCUCAGCUCACAGAGUACGUCCAGCAGACAUUAAGGUGGUCGGGGCUCUUGGAGACUCUCUAACAGCUGCUUUUGGUGCAAGGGCGACAAACCUGCUGGAGCUGCCUAUAGAAUACAGGGGUGUGUCAUGGAGUAUUGGAGGGGAUGACACUCUGGAGACUGUCACCACACUGCCCAAUAUCCUCAAGAAGUUCAAUCCUGGUAUCAAAGGGUUUUCAACGGGGACUGGGAAAGACAAUAUUGGCUUCAAUAUGGCCAUAUCUGGGGCUAAAGCAGGAGGGAUUCCAGGGCAGGUCAGAAGCCUGGUUGAUGCCAUGAAAAAUUCUGCGACCGUGGAUUUUCAGAAUGACUGGAAGCUUGUGACCCUCUUCAUCGGAGGCAACGACCUUUGUCAGUACUGCAACGACCGGGCUGCGCUUUCACAUACAAACUACGGCAAUUACUUGAGGACAAGCUUGGAUAUUCUGUACAAUGAGGUUCCCAGAACUAUCGUCAACGUCGUAGAAAUCCUGGAGGUUUCAGACCUUCGCAAAAUCAAUAAGGAUAGUAUUGGAUGCAGCCUGGUGCAAAAGCAGGUCUGCCCUUGCUUCCUGUUGCCUGGAGAGGAUUCACCAGAGCUGGCUGAGAUGAAAUGGAUCAAUCGCGAGCUGCAGACCGAGACUAUAAAUGUGGUGUAUGGAGGUCGUUAUGACGGCAGAGAGGACUUUGCUGCAGUUAUCCAGCCUUUUUUCAGAACCUCAGUUAUUCCAUUAAAUGCUGAUGGCCUGCCUGACACUAGCUUCUUCUCCGAGGACUGUUUCCACUUCAGUGAGCGAGGACAGGCUGACAUGGCAGCAGCUCUGUGGAAUAACAUGCUGGAGCCAGUUGGUAAAAAACAGACCUAUAACAACUUCACCAACGACAGAAAUAUCCUCAAGUGCCCCACUGAGGAGCAGCCUUAUAUCUUCACAAGCAUAAACAGUCUUCCCAAUUUGGAACCAACCUCAACCUCAGUGCCAACAAUGAGCAGCAGUACAGCAGAACCUUGCACCCCACAUUGUCCAGGCACUGUCAAAGGAUGGCUUGCUGCUGUGCUGACCAUCAUUGGCCUACUGGUUGGGUGUUGCGUCACCGGGGUCCUCUGUUUCUGCAAAAACAAGCGAAGCAAGAAGAAGAGGACAAGGGCUGCAGUUGAAAUGAACAGUUCUGCUCACAACACUUAUUCUAACUCAAACACUAGAGAACCCAGGCGGAGAAGCGAGGAUAGUGAGGGACAAAACAGCUCCUUUUGAAACUUGGUGGUCUCAGAAAUAAUGUAACUGUUUCCUUUUCAACAAGGUACCACAUCUCUGUCUGUUUUGAUUGGAAAAAUAUAUGUUUUACUUUAUUUUCUGUGUUCAGUAAUUUAACUGACUGAAUGAGAGCAAAUGCCCUUAAGCUUUGUUUAAACAUAUCAAAAACGAGGAACAGUUGCACAUUUUAUCCAUGCAUAAUCAGGUAAGGCAUAUUUAAAAGUUGUAGCUGGUCUAACAACUAACAUAUAUAGUCACAAACCACUGCAGAGAACAUGCAAAAUGUGCAAGGACGCAGACUACCUUUGCUGGUUGCACAUUACCUCCUGCCUCAUAUCUGUAACUCGGGUUUUUAUAUAAUGUAACAUAAAGUAAUAGAUAUAAUGUUCUGCUCAAAGCUGGACAGAAAAAAGUGUACAUAAUGUGUGGUUAUUGUGUGGCAU
Messenger RNA from Cyprinodon variegatus (sheepshead minnow), 3809 nucleotides. It is a transcript of the gene plb1, whose product is annotated as phospholipase B1, membrane-associated-like. Gene Ontology annotation, cellular component: brush border membrane. Gene Ontology annotation, molecular function: phosphatidylcholine lysophospholipase A1 activity; retinyl-palmitate esterase activity; A2-type glycerophospholipase activity. The transcript has 43 exons. Bases 1 to 3366 code for a protein of 1121 amino acids. The record is from RefSeq and is a predicted model, not a curated record. NCBI's taxonomy places the organism in Eukaryota, Metazoa, Chordata, Actinopteri, Cyprinodontiformes, Cyprinodontidae. Gene Ontology annotation, biological process: phospholipid metabolic process.